Messenger RNA from Rhizopus microsporus ATCC 52813, 1141 nucleotides. RefSeq lists its product as uncharacterized. NCBI's taxonomy places the organism in Eukaryota, Fungi, Mucoromycota, Mucoromycetes, Mucorales, Rhizopodaceae. The record is from RefSeq and is a predicted model, not a curated record. The transcript is spliced from 2 exons. The coding region runs from base 5 to 1141 and encodes 378 amino acids.
CUUUAUGAAAAAAUCGAUCAGGCUAUCAUUCAACACUCGUAAGCGGAACAGUGGAUCUAAUUUUUUUAAUUGGUCUAGCGGAUCAAAUGAUCAACUUGGAGCUAUCCCUGAAGAAAAAGUCAAGCCUCCUGAAAAACUUCCGCUCUCUAUAACCUUAAAAAAGGACACAUCGAUGAGUUCAUCAGAGCUUUGGAGCAGAGAUGACACUUCCCAUAAUGGAUCUUUACCAAACGAAGAUAGUUCAGAACAUACGCUAGAGAAAUCUGAUUCUGUAGACACUCUACAAGACAUUUGUAUUGACAGACUCUUUCAAACUAGUCUUUCCAGUCUUUCCUCCAAGUCAGUCGCAUCCUCUCACAAAGACAAUAAUGACACCAGAAGAAACUCGGAAGUUUCUGACUCACAACUAACUGAAAAGGGAAACGAUACGCCAUUUGUCACGCCCAAUGUAUUUCCCGAUGAUAUUAGCGAUACUGUAGAUAUCUUUCUUUCGCCAGAACAAACAACUACUGGCAAUAGUCCAAUCGAAAUUGUUUGCAACAGUCCAGUCGAAUCUCCUCAUCACAGUCCAAUCGAGACUCCUCCUGAGGUGCCUAAAAAGCCUGUUAUAUCCACCCCAAACGACACAGAUUUUUUUAGUCCAACAUUAUCACAAGUGUAUGCAGAAAGCAUAGGAUAUGAAGCAUCAUUUGAAGACAGCCGAUCAACAGAAGAGCUCAGCGUCAAAAAGAAACGUCUCUCUUUUUCUGGUUUCAAGAGCCAGUUACAGAAAAAGAUGAAUGUUGCAAAGCAAAAAUCUAAAGACGCAGCUUCAUUUGGCAUUGAAAAGCUUAGGAAUAGCAGUAGACGAAGUUUCAGUGACCGUAGCAAGGGAGAGAUAUCAUUACCUAUUCCUCUUGAUAUUCGCUCGCCCUUGAUCCCUCCUAAAGAUGAUGAAAACUUCCGCUUGAUGACAGAAAAGGAAUUGUUUGAACCUACGACUCCCAACUAUGACAAGUUUGCUAAAUAUAAAGAUAAACCCCCUCCUGUGUAUGAAAAGCCAGAAACUGGAUCUAUAGUCGAGUCAUUUGAAGAACUUGCUGUAAGGACAUUUGAAAGUCUCAGCCUAGGCUUGUUCCAAGAGCGCUUUUUCUGUACAUAG